Molecule: messenger RNA, 882 nt
Organism: Trichoderma atroviride IMI 206040
Lineage: Eukaryota; Fungi; Ascomycota; Sordariomycetes; Hypocreales; Hypocreaceae
Biological process (GO): ceramide biosynthetic process; ceramide catabolic process
Cellular component (GO): endoplasmic reticulum membrane
Source: RefSeq, a predicted model, not a curated record
AUGCCUUCUUCUCUCAGCAAACCAUUUUGGGGUGAGGCUACGUCUUAUCUGAACUUUUGUAAAGAGGAUUAUGCUAUUACGAGAUAUGUCGCUGAGUUUAUCAAUACUCUCAGCAGCUUGGCUUUCGUUGCCUAUGGAGUAUAUGGCCUGUCCAAACCCGGCUACAAUGGCCAGACUCGCGCUCGUCUGCUUUCCUACAGUGGAUUGAUUGGCGUAGGCCUUUGCUCUGCCAGUUAUCAUAUGACCUUGAAAUAUCACACUCAAAUGUCGGAUGAAUUGUCCAUGCAUCUUUUGACGACACCAAUGGUGUAUCGCCUCUUGACGUUCAAGAGCAGCCCGCAGCGUACCAAGGUUGUGGCCGUGCUUCUUACCAUCCUUUUUACAGUGGUCAUGGUCACUCACAUGGCCAUGGACGAAUUCCUCCUUCAUGCAGCGACUUUUGGUCUUGCCGUCUAUGUAAUCGCAACUCGAACGCUAAAGCUUAUAUUUCAACAAGUGCCAGAUGAGCACAUUAGAAAAAAUCUUCGGAAUAUUGCACUGUUUGGCUGCUUCAAUUUCGCCUUUGGGUACUUUGUAUGGCUAUUGGAUGGCUGGCUAUGCUCGCCGCUGACUUGGAUGAAGCAUUCAGCUGGCCUUCCUCUGGCUUUUUCCCUCGAGUUACAUGGAUGGUGGCACAUCUUUACUUGUAUCGGGGGCUAUGUUGGCGUGGCUCUCGUCGACGCAUUAACAUCAGGCCAAGUCCGUGAGGACCCGAUUCAUCAUCUUGCCUGGCCUGUCUCAUCUGUGGCGAGAUUAUUGGCAGGUGCAAACGCAGCACCAAGCAGGAAUAGGUUUGCCCAUCAGAAACUAAAUUUACCACAAAGCUCUUUGGAGGAGACAUGA